AUGAGAAGAGAAGAAAACGGGACAGGAGGAGGUGCAGCGCCGGGGGGAGCGGGGGAGGACGGUGGUGGUGGUGGGGGAGAUGGUGGUGGUGGAGAUGGUGGUGGUGGAGAUGGUGGUGGUGGAGAUGGUGGUGGUGGAGAUGGUGGUGGUGGAGAUGGUGGUGGUGGAGAUGGUGGUGUUGGAGAUGGUGGUGGUGGAGGUGGUGGUGGUGGUGGUGGAGAUGGUGGUGGUGGAGAUGGUGGUGGUGGAGGUGGUGGUGGAGAUGGUGGUGGAGGUGGCGGAAAUCCAGGAAAUGCAGAGGAUUUCAUAUAUGAAGAAGCUGCCCUUCUAGCCAGAGUCGCCUGUUGGACUGGGGAAAUCCAAGCGAACAUCGACGAAGAAAACGGAAGAGUAUUCAGGGAAUGGCGACACAAUCAAUCGCAAUUCGACACAGAACGAUUUCUUCCUAUAGCUACUAUCUCUUUUGUCACGGUCAUCACUGACACAAGGCCGUAUCCGAUCAGAGCAUUUCUCUUCGAUCUUCAUGACAAACAAGGACUUGAAGAGGUGCCCUUGAAGCAGUGGAUAAACGAAAUCGACAGUUCACCUUAUAGUAAAAUAGAGAGAAUUGCGGUGCACAGCAACUACGGCACCCCGUGGCUCCGAUUCCCUUGGGACGAUAUACUCAUUCCCAAGGUGUCUAUAUUUUACAAGGAACGCGAUUUCCCACUACCUCACCAUUUGAAUUUGAACGGUCCAAAUGGUUUCACAUUCGAAAGCAUUGAAAGGGGAAACCUGGCGGAACGGUUCCAGGAUGCCAUGAACGCUUUAAGAGAGGAAGUGAGAACACGACGCCUCGAACGAGCUCGUGCAUUGUAUACCUCCUUCCUCUGGAGUGGAGAAUAUGAGAACAAUAUCGACCAACAAGACAGGGAUAUAUUGAAUAAAUACGAAGCACUUGGCAUGACGGGGCGUAGUGAAUAUUGGCCACCCACCGUCGCUAUGGCACGUGUGUUCCGUCGUGACGGGGUCGCUACUACCAAUGGAUUCAUUUGUGGGAGCUUUGGCAUUUCUGGUGUCCACACCGAAAUGCAGAUGAUAAAUUGGGCCAGACAAGAUCUUAGGCAUCUGCAAGGGGUUGCUCCUAUCCACAUGUUGUUCAUCGUUCCUGAUGUGUUUGAUGCCUCCUCUCUCCACAGAAGAACUGACUUAUCAGUUGAGCCUCUGUAA
Molecule: messenger RNA, 1209 nt
Organism: Darwinula stevensoni
Lineage: Eukaryota; Metazoa; Arthropoda; Ostracoda; Podocopida; Darwinulidae
Source: the annotation of a GenBank genome assembly